CCGACAAGAUCGCUUGGAUAAUUUUAUUAAAAAAGAUGGGCUGGAUUGUACUAAGUAGUGUACGUGAAUGUUGUUCCCAGAACCUAGUGAAACACCCGCGUAUUGGCGAUGCAUUUCCAUAGGCCUUUUGUCGCCGUGCUCGAUUCGCGUUAUAAAAGCUAUCGAUGGAAGGCUUCCCCUGGGUUCUCCCUUCACAAGCUCCUUCUACUCCCGCCAUCAUCGACAAUGCGACUGCUCUCUGGGCUAUUCUCUCUUCUUGCAAUCACUACUACAUCUGUUAUUGCUCAGAGCGCAAACAUUGGCGCUCCUGCGGAUAUGACGCAGGUCUCCGCUGGGUCAGACUUCACCGUCAUGAUUGAGCGUCCAGAUUCGCUCACCAGCUCAACUGAGGUAGCUCUGGUAAUUUCUCUCCUGAACUGUCCCUCAAGCUGUCCUGGUCCCUCUGUCUCUCUCGGUACAAUCUUGUACAAUGGACCUUUCGACCCUCAAUUUUCAGCUCCUGAGCCUGGAACCGAUAAUCUCCCGCCUCACGAAAACUUUACACUCACGGUUCCCUCUACCUUUACCAAGGGUAAUGCUCAGUUAGGUGUUGUUCAUGUUUACUUGCUUGGACUUGCACUAACGCCCGAGCUUGAGACGUUUAAUACUACCAUCAUAGUCACUUGAAAGACUCAGUGUCCGAUACAACAUUCUAAUUUUACUGUGGACUUCUUACAUGCUUUACGGACUGAAAGCGCAAACUGGCAAUAAAAAUCAUUAUGCACCUUACGUGGCAAUGAUAUGAAAGUCUGUCAACCGUCCGAACUAUUGCUGCACACUUUAUGAGAAUUCGAGGGCGAACCUAUACGAAGUUAACAACUGCUUCAUGAU
This is a messenger RNA of Lentinula edodes (shiitake mushroom), 870 nucleotides long. RefSeq lists its product as uncharacterized. The transcript is spliced from 3 exons. The record is from RefSeq and is a predicted model, not a curated record. NCBI's taxonomy places the organism in Eukaryota, Fungi, Basidiomycota, Agaricomycetes, Agaricales, Omphalotaceae. The coding region runs from base 109 to 666 and encodes 185 amino acids.